AAGCCUUUAACUUAUAAACCCUUAAAACCAUAAACAGCUUCUUCCUUCUCCCUCGCUUCUGUCAUGGCGAAAAAAUCAGAACCAUCCGGUGGCAACAUCAAUGACAUUAAGAAGAACAAGAAGAACAAGAAGACCGGUCCUAACGCCAUGGCCAUGAAGUCCAAGGCGGCGAAACCGAAUCCUUUCGAGUCAAUCUGGUCCCGUCGGAAAUUUGAUUUUCUCGGUAAGAAAGGCAAGGGAGAAGAACGCCGUAUGGGACUUGUUCGCUCUGCCGCCGUUGAAAAGAGAAAAAAUACACUCUUGAGAGAGUAUGAACAGAAUGCAAAGGCCUCGGUAUUCGUGGAUAAGCGUAUUGGAGAACAUAAUGAUACGCUUGGUGAGUAUGACAAGGCGAUGAUGAGGUCGCAGCGUCAAUACCAGAUAAAACUGAAGAAGAAGAGCCAGUAUAAUUUAUCUGAUGGAGAGGAAGAUGAAUUCGGCAUUGAAGGCUUUGGCUCAUUUUCGGGUAAAGAUGAUUUUGAAGAAGAAGUAACCUUUGAAGAUGAAGAAACCAUUGAGACAAAGAGAAAGCGUGCAAACGAAUCUACUACUGAUGCGUCAGAAGAUGAGCAGCAGAGGCCAAAAACUAAAAAAGAAGUGAUGUCGGAAAUAAUCGCAAAGAGCAAACACUUUAAGGCCCAAAAGGCGAUGGCUAAAGAAGAAAGUGAAAAGUUGACUUCUGAGUUGGAUAAGAACUUUACGUCAAUGUUGCAGUCUCAAGCAUUAUUAUCUUUGACCCAACCAAAGGCAACAAAUUUGCCUGAUCUUCAGCAGGAAAAAUCUGAUCCGUAUGACAAACUCGUUAGGGAGAUGAUAAUGGAGGCUCGUGCUCGCCCGUCUGAGAGGACAAAAACACUAGAAGAGGUUGAUGAAGAGGAAAAAGAACGAUUGGAGCGUAUGGAGGAAGAGCGUCAAAAAAGAAUGCAAGCUAAAGAAGACUCCAGUGAUGAGGAAGACGCGUCUGCAGAAGAUGCUGUCUUGAAGCCAAGGCCAAUUUCUGGAGAUGAUCUAGGCGACUCUUUCUCAAUUGACGAGCCACAACAGAAACUGAACUGGAUUGAGGAGAUUCGAGCAAGAAAAGAUGAAGAAGAGAAAGAUGAAGAUGGUAGUACUUCAGAAGAAUCAGGAGAUGAUGAAGAUGAUGAUGAUGAGGAAAGUGAAGAUGGUGAGAAACAUGACAAUGCCGAGUCCUUGAAGGACUGGGAGCAAAGUGAUGAUGAUAAUCCUGAUACAGAUUCUGAGGACAAUGCUGGUAUUGACGAAGAAUCAGAGAUGAAGAGCAAUGAAAUGCCAUCAAAACCCAAAAAAAUUAAGGAUCUCAAGCCUCAUGCUGAGGAACUUCCUUUUGUUAUUGAAGCUCCAAGCAGUUUUCAGGAACUAGCUGAGUUAUUUGAUACUCUCACGGAUGACCAAAUUGUAGAAGCAAUCAGCCGUAUUAGGAAAACUAAUGCAAUAAGUCUCGCCGCCGAAAACAGAAAGAAGAUACAAGUAUUUUAUGGCGUUCUUUUGCAGUAUUUUGCUGUUUUAGCUAAUAAGAAGCCAUUAAAUCUAAAUCUAAUAAAUCUGCUCGUCAAGCCCCUGAUAGAGAUGAGUAUGCAGAUCCCCUACUUUGCAGCCAUAUGUGCUCGACAAAGGCUUCUUCGAACUCGAACACAGUUUUGUGAGGAUAUUAAGCAGUCAGAAAAAGGUUGUUGGCCAUCUCUGAAGACACUGUUUUUGGUUAGACUAUGGUCUAUGGUAUUUCCAUGCAGUGAUUUCAGGCAUGUUGUCAUGACGCCAACAUUACUUUUAAUAUGUGAAUAUCUUAUGCGUUGUCGCAUCACAGGCGGUCAGGAUGUUGCAAUAGGUUCCUUCUUGUGCUCUAUGGUUCUCCUUAUAACUAAACAAUCUCGCAAGUUCUGUCCGGAAGCCAUAACAUUCCUCCAAACCCUUUUGCAGACAGCUAGAAAAGAAAAUCCCAGUCCAUCUGGGGAUUCUCAUUUAUAUGAUCUCUUGGAAAUCAAAACACACCGGCCAUUGCUUUGUAUAGAAGGUCAAGUUGAACAGAUUAGUCCACUUGAUUUUCUUUCCGUAGUGGACAUGCCAGAAGACUCCCCGUUUUUCAAUUCUGACAAUUUCAGGGCUAGCAUGCUGUUCUCUGUUAGUGAGACUGUGCUAGGGUUUGUGCACGUUUAUGAAGGAUUUAGUUCCUUCCCGGAGUUAUUUUCACCAAUUAGAGAAUCACUAGUUAACUUGGUAGGACAAAAGCACAUGCCAGAUUCACUACAAGAGAAAUUCAAAGAUAUCGCUCAUAUCAUAGAGAAGAAAAUCGAGGAACAUUAUGUGAUACGUAGACCCUUGCAGUUGCUGAAGCAGAAGCCAGUACCUAUCAAAUUAGUUAAUCCAAAGUUCGAAGAAGACUAUGUAAAAGGUAGGGAUUAUGAUCCUGACCGAGAACGGUCAGAGAGGAAAAAGUUGAAGAAACAGGUGAAGCAGGAACAGAAGGGGGCUAUCCGAGAGCUACGAAAGGAUAACCACUUCUUACAAGGAGUUAAGGACAGAGAGAAGGCUCUCGCAAAGGAAGAAAUGGCUGAGAAGUACGGUAAAGCGAGAGCAUUCCUUCAAGAGCAAGAACACGCUUUCAAGUCUGGCCAACUUGGGAAUAGUGGCAAGAAGAGGAGAAAAUGAUCAAUCAAAUAUUAUAUGCUCUGCCUGCUAUUGUUGUUUCAUUUCAAUCAACAGUGAGUGGAAUUUUGUAGUGACUAUUUAUACUUUCUUUUGUCAUAAUGAAUUUUUGUAGGGAUUUUUUAAGAUAUGUUGU
This is a messenger RNA of Impatiens glandulifera, 2839 nucleotides long. RefSeq names its product nucleolar protein 14. Gene Ontology annotation, biological process: maturation of SSU-rRNA. Bases 64 to 2706 code for a protein of 880 amino acids. The record is from RefSeq and is a predicted model, not a curated record. Lineage: Eukaryota; Viridiplantae; Streptophyta; Magnoliopsida; Ericales; Balsaminaceae. Gene Ontology annotation, cellular component: small-subunit processome; Noc4p-Nop14p complex; nucleolus. The transcript has 14 exons.